AUGGCAACGGCAGUUCCAGACAUUCUGCCCAACCCAGACGUCGACCACUGGGGUAUCGGAGUAUUAUUUGAGGAAGAUGGGCCGGACUGCCGCCGAUGUGGGAGCCGCUCCCCAGGACGGUCAAGUAUCAGCCUCGAGACUAAAGAGGCAGUCGUGGCCUCUCCACGCCCCGAAAUCAAAGCCAAAUCGUCUCCAUUCCGUCGGUCAGGGGCACCAUCACCUGAGUCUCGUAGCAUCAGGUCGAUAACUGACGACAUUGCGGGACUGCAGAAGCAGGUGGGCGAUGUCGAACAAGAGGACGCAGCGAUGCCAAGAACACCUCUGGCCGACCCUAGCAGUGAUAUAUCAACAUCACCAACGUGCGCUGGGCCAAUGAGCUCGUACUUGACACGACCAGAGGCCCAUGAGAAAAGAGCCUUAUCAUUGCGUGUGGAUGACGACGCUGAGGAUGUUUCCGAUUGCGAAGGGUCUGUUCUCAUAGGAUUGAAGACGCUUCCCGGAGUCCAUAGAGCACGAAAGAGAAGUCAUUCGCCAAUAUUCGGCAUACCCAGGCCAAAGUCGCCAGGCAUGCCGCAUGCCCUGGAACGGUACCUUGCAUCAACAGCCUCUGAUGAGGGUCAGCCAGUCGAAGACCCGACUGAAGUAGUCAGGCCAAUCUCGCAAAAGGGUUUGGUAGAUCGCCUGGGUCAACCGGGCAUCGAAGGGGACUCCUCAGAGCCUCUGCAAACUGUUCCUGCAACAGGGAACGAACCACGUGAAGUCGAAAGAGACCCAGCUGAGCCAGCCAUAGUCGAACCAGCCGCAGUCGGACCAGCCGCAGUCGAACCAGCCGUAAUCGAACCAGCCGUAAUCGAACCAGCCGUAAUCGAACCAGCCGUAAUCGAACCUGCUCCAGUUGACCCGGUUCCAAACAGUCCGGCGUUAGCCCCUGCACUCUCCGGAGAGCAAGCGAUUGCCAAUCCACCGGAAGAACAAUGGGAUCCUUUUGCAGACCGAUGGGAUAGACCAAUAUCUGUUGACGCAGAUCAAGGUCCCGGCGGUGACUCGGGUGUGGAAGACAUGGAGGCGAGCGAGAUCUACGCUCGACUGUUAGUUCCCAGUCCUUGGCAACGGUUGAUCCCAUGCUAA
Molecule: messenger RNA, 1128 nt
Organism: Colletotrichum aenigma
Lineage: Eukaryota; Fungi; Ascomycota; Sordariomycetes; Glomerellales; Glomerellaceae
Exons: 2
Coding region: 1-1128 (375 amino acids)
Source: RefSeq, a predicted model, not a curated record